AUGUUCGUCACUAUUCAAGACGGGAACCCCCUGUUUCAGGUCAACCUCGCCACACAAAUCCUUUGCUUCGUGAUUUUGACGCCUUUGGUUAUCUUGCGGCUUUUUGCUCGACGUAAGAUACACUAUAUUGGCGUGGAUGAUGUAACUUGUGUUCUCGCAUGGUUCUUCUUCAUGGGCUAUUGCAUAAAUGCGUUGUUCUAUGGGCUCUAUGGAGGGACUUACCCGGCCCACGAGCUAACGCAAGACGACCUUGAAACUUGCCUCAAGAUAACUUAUAUCGCUCCUAUCAUUUACGCACCAGCAGCACUCCUCCUCAAAACAAGUAUUCUAUACAUCCUGAUUAGGAUCUUCAAACCUUACCGCACGAAGCGAAUUAUCUUGUGGUGCUUCAUCGUCGCGAUAAUAUGCUACUAUACCAUAAUAGCAUUCGUCCACAUGUUUCUCUGCAACCCAAUCUCGGCCUACUGGAAGACCGCAGAUACUGAUGCCUCGUGCUUAAGCCUGCCGGCCGUGAUCAUGUCGGAUUCUGUUUUCGGCCUCGUGGUAGAUCUUGGAAUCUUCAUUUUCCCGAUAGUAUUUGUCUGGCCGUUGCAGAUACCAUUCGCUAAAAAGGUCAGACUGGUGCUCAUUCUUGGACUCGGAGUCAUCGCAGUUUCAUUUAGUCUGUAUCGGCUUAUUCUCAGCACUAAGACGCGAUACUCGUUUUUUGAGGCUACCAGUCUUAUGAGAACAAUCUGGACCGCGAAUGCUGAACUUGGUCUCGGAUUCAUCUGUGCCUGUCUUCCAGCCAUCAGCACCCUAUCCACUCGCGGUCAAGGAUGGCAAGGAUCGCGACCUAGUUCGGAAGGUUCGUUCCUUCAACGGGAGAAUAGUCCCGCCCAACCCCUCCAGACUGUCUUUCAAGGAUCUCAGUGGGGAGAUGUUGAUGUCGAAGCCCGAUCUUCUCGAAUUCCAAGGAUGUCUAGCUUGCCUCAACCGGGGCAGAUCUUGAAGAAGGUGUCGCUGAACCAGUACUGGCAGACUACCGUUGAAAGGUGGGAAUGGCCACAAUAG
Penicillium canariense is the source of this 1053-nucleotide messenger RNA. RefSeq lists its product as uncharacterized. NCBI's taxonomy places the organism in Eukaryota, Fungi, Ascomycota, Eurotiomycetes, Eurotiales, Aspergillaceae. The transcript has 8 exons. Bases 1 to 1053 code for a protein of 350 amino acids. The record is from RefSeq and is a predicted model, not a curated record.